UAUUUUUGUAGCAGGUUAACCAAACAAGUUUUUCAUCAGCAUGUUUAGCUUUUAUUAUCACGCGAGCAGCAGUACCAAGAACUUGUUUGACAUUCUUAAGAUUUGAUGCCUCGUUCAAGUAUUGAUUUUGUUUUAAAUUAAUGUAAAAAAAAAAAACUCACCACGAUAAAGAGAAAAUCCCAUAUCCAGGAUGUCUAUUGGGAGAUGUUUCUUUUUUCCAAUAGACGUGAACGCACCAUAUGUACCCGCCCCCCGCGGUAACCAGGGAGACAAGCGUUGUUAGUUCGUCGAUGCUAGCGGGUCUGAUGCUUUCUAUGAGCCUUAUCGACGUCAAAGAUGAUUUUAAAGCACAUUAAGACGCUUUUAACCCCUCAGGAAAAGGUGGCUAAGCUGCCGUGCCUGGCGUGGGCUCCGAACAACGCCAAGGUGGCCGUGUGCACUCCUGACCGGGUGGUCCUGCUGUACGACGAGCAGGGCGAGAGGAGGGACAAGUUCUCCACCAAACCGGUGGACUCCAAGUAUGGGAAGGACAGCUACACGGUCACAGCCAUGGCGUUCUCCCCGGACUCCACCAAGAUCGCCAUCGGCCAGUCCGACAACAUCAUCUACGUCUACAAGAUCGGGGAGGACUGGGGAGACAAGAAGACCAUCUGCAACAAGUUUGUCCAGACGACCUUCGUGACCUGCCUCCUUUGGCCCGAGGAGAACAGCAUCGUCUACGGCUUGUCCGACGGCCGGGUCCGUCUGGCUGACACGCUCACCAACAAAUCCUCCACCAUCUACAGCACAGAGUUCUUCGUGGUCUCGCUGACCUCCAGUGUCUCUGGCAGGGGCAUCCUGUCGGGGCAUCACGACGGGACCAUCGUCCGCUACUUCCUGAGUGACGACGGCUCCAGAGACUCUCAGGGCCGGCUGGUGAAGCACCCGAGCCCCCCCUACGCGCUGGCCUGGGGCACCGACAGCUUCCUGGUGGGCAGCUGCGACAAGAAGGUGGUGGUGUACGACCGCGAGGGUCACGUCCUGCAGACCUUCGACUACAGCAGAGACGCGUCGCAGAAGACGCUCCACGUGGCGGCGGCCAGCCCCAGCGGGCACACGGUGGUGCUGGGCAGCCAUGACCGGCUGCGGGUGUUCAACUGGGUCCCCAGCAGAGGCCUGUGGGACGAGGCCAAGCCCAAAGAGAUCCCCGACCUCCACAGCGUCACCAGCCUGGCGUGGAGGAGGGACGGCUCGCGCCUGUGCGCUGGAACCAUGUGUGGGGGGGCGGAGAUGUUUGACUGCUACCUGCGCAGAAUCAACUACAAGAAGAAGUUUGAGAUCACCUACGUCAGCCUGAGCCAGGUGAUCAUCAGAAACUACUCCACAGGUACGCGGGUGGUGCUCCGCUCCUACAACGACUACGAGCUGGGGGAGGUGAAGAUCAUGGGGAGGGACCGCUUCCUGGUGGCCCGCACCUCAGACUCCAUCCUGCUGGGAGACCUGAUGACCAACAGGCUGAGCGAGGUUCCCUGGUCUGGUUCUGGAGGAAACGAGAAGUUCUUCUUCGACAAUGAGAACGUGUGCAUGAUCUUUAACGUUGGUGAGCUGAGCCUGGUGGAGUACAGCAGCAACACAGUCCUGGGCUCGGUCCGAACGGAGUUCAUGAGCCCCCACCUCAUCAGUGUGCGACUGAACGAGCGGAGUCAGGCAGGACUCGAAGACAACAAGAAGCUGGCUUAUCUGAUUGACAUGAAAACCAUCGCCGUCGUGGACCUGCUCAAAGGCAUCAACAUAGGAACCAUCAGCCACACCUCCAAGAUUCUCUGGCUGGAGCUGAACGAGACCGGACGCCACCUGCUGUUCAGAGACAGGAAGCUGCAGCUCCACCUGUACGACAUCCGCUCCUCAGCGAGGACCACCCUGCUGAGCUACUGCUCCUUCGUCCAGUGGGUGCCCGGCAGCGAUGUGGUCGUCGCCCAGAGCGACAGGAACCUCUGCAUCUGGUACUCCAUCGACAGCCCAGAGAGCGUCACCAUGUUCCCCAUCAAGGGAGACAUCGUGGACUUGGAGAGAGCCGAGGGCAAAACCAACGUCCUGGUGAAGGAGGGGGCCAACACGGUGGCGUACACGCUGGACGAAGGUCUCGUCGAGUUCGGAACCGCCAUCGAUGACGGAGACUACGUCAGAGCCAUGGACUUCCUGGAGACCAUGGAGAUGUCGGUGGAGAUCGAGGCCAUGUGGAAGAUGCUCAGCAAGCUGGCUCUGGAGGCUCAGCAGCUGCACAUCGCAGAAAGGUGUUUCGCCGCUCUGGGAGACGUCUCCAUGGUCCGCUUUCUCAGAAGAACCAGCGACACUGCCGACGAGGUUUCCCUGGAAACCGGUGAAGACGGACUGUCCCAUUACAAGGUCCAGGCCCGUCUGGCCAUGCUGGACAAGAACUUUAAGCUAGCAGAGAUGCACUUUGUGGAGCAUGGGGCGCUGGAUGAAGCCGUUGAGGCCUACAAACACCUGCAGAUGUGGGACGACGCCAUCGCUUUGGCUGAAGCAAAGGGCUACCCGGAGCUGGACCGCCUGCGAGCCAGCCAGUACGAGUGGCUGCUGCAGACCGGCCAGCAGAACGAAGCCGGGGAGGUCAAGGAGAGGCAGGGAGACUUCCACGGCGCCAUCCAGCACUACCUGAAGGCCGGACUGCCCACCAAAGCCGCCCACGUGGCCAUCAGCCACUCGGAGAUCAUCAACAGCAGCGAAACCGUGGAGGCCAUCGCCGCCAGCCUCAUCAAGGGCGAGUUUUACGAGAGAGUGGGAGAUCUGUACGAGAAGAGCGGGAACAAGCUCCGGGCUCUGGAGUGGUACCGCAAAGGAGGAGCCUACACCAAAGCGGUGGAGCUGGCUCGCGGGGCCUUUCCUGCUGAGGUGGUGAAGCUGGAGGAGGCCUGGGGAGACUACCUCGUCCAGCAGAAGCAGAUGGACGCCGCCAUCAACCACUUCAUCGAGGCGGGCUGCGCCCUCAAAGCCAUUGAGGCGGCCAUCGCCGCCCGCCAGUGGAAGAAAGCCGUCCACAUCCUGGACAUCCAGGACGACCCGUCCACCGCCAAGCACUACAUGAAGAUCGCUCAGCACUACGCCUCCAUACGCGACUAUGAGAUGGCAGAGCAGCUCUUUGUGAAAGGAGGUCACGUCAAAGACGCCAUCGCCAUGUACACGGCAGCGGGACGCUGGGAGGAGGUCCACAAGCUGGCGGUCACCUGCAUGACGGAGGAGGAGGUCACGGCUCUGUACGUGGGCAGAGCGCAGGAGAUGGAGCGAGACGGGAGGUUCAAGGAGGCCGAGAGACUGCUGGCCACGGUCAACCAGAUCGACCUCGCCAUCACCUUCUACAAGAAGAACCAGAUGUUUGAUGACGUCAUUCGCCUGGUGGCGAAGCAUUACCCCGACCUGCUGACCGAGACGCAUCUCCACCUCGCCAAAGAGUUGGAGGAGGAGCUUAGGUUCUCUGAGGCGGAGUUUCACUACAUGGAGGCUGAAGACUGGAAGUCUGCCGUGCAGAUGUACAGAGCCAAGAACAUGUGGGAGGAUGCGUACAGGGUGGCGAAGAAGCACGGGAGCGACAGUGCGCAGAAGGUGGUCUUCCUGUGGGCCCGGAGCCUGGGGGGGGAAGCCGCCGUCAAACUCCUCAACAAGUUCAGCCUCCUGGAGACGGCCAUCGAGUUCUCAACCGAGAAAUUCAACUUCGACUUUGCCUUCGAGCUGGUCCGCCUGUCCAACAAGGAGAGGCUCCCAGAGAUUCACCUCAAGUACGCCCUCUACCUGGAGGACGAGGGAAAGUUUCCUGAGGCAGAGGUGGAGUUCAUCCGAGCAGGAAAACCCAAAGAGGCCGUGUUGAUGUACGUCGACAACAAGGACUGGGCCAACGCGGAGCGGGUGGCUGAGAACCACGACCCCGAAAGCAUUCCCGACGUUCUGGUGGGUCAAGCCAAGUUCAGCCUGGAUCAGAAGGAGUUCCAGAAGUCUGAGGCACUGCUGCUCCGAGCCCAGAGGCCCGAACUGGCUGUCAAGUUCUAUAAGGCAGCAGAGCUGUCCAUCAAGUUCCUGAGCGGAGACCGAGCCGUGGAGGUGAUCCGUGUGGUCGGCCCGCGCCUCGCCCAGCUGAGGAAGUUCAACGCUGCCGCAGAGCUCUACUUGAGCAUGGACCUGUUCCAGGAGGCCAUCAACGUCUUCAUGGAGGGGGAGGAGUGGAACAAGGCCAAGAGAGUUGCCAAGGAGCAGGAGCCCAGGUUGGAGUCGUAUGUGGACCAGAAAUACAAAGAGUACCUGAAGAACCAGGGCAGGGUGGAGUCUCUGGUGGACGUGGACGUGAUGGCCGCUCUGGACCUGUACGCCGAGAGAGGCCAGUGGGACAAAUGUCUGGAAACGGCGUCCAAGCAGAACCUGAAGGUUCUCCACAAGUAUGUGGCUCUGUACGCCACACAACUGAUCAGGGAGGGAGGAGCUGAGCGGGCUCUGCAGCUCUACCUGCAGUACGGAGCCUCACCUAACCCACAGAACUUCAACAUCUACAAGCGUCUGUUCCUGGACCUCAUCAGCCUUCCUGACAACGACAGACCCGAGUGCUACCGCAUGCUGGCCAACCUGCGGGAUUUCCUGCUGCAGCUGGUGAAGAACGUGUCCAUGUCAGCCCAAGCCAACAGUCCAGCGCAUGAAGACUUCGAGCACAUGCUGGUGAUCGCCCACUACUGCGCCACCAGGUCCGCCUCCAGAGGCCAGGAGCAGCUGGUCGCCAUCGCAGCAAAGCUGUCCGUGUCUCUGCUGCGGCACACCGCCUUCAUCCCUGCUGACAAAGCCUUUUACGAAGCCGGCAAGGCCUGCAAGGAAGCUGGCUGGGAGAGCAUGGCCUUCAUCUUUCUGAACCACUUCCUGGACCUGUGUGAUGUCAUCGAGGGCGACAGUGAAAACGCUCUGAACCACAUGAACUUCAUGGACACGGACAUUCCCCUGGAUGUUCCUCUUCCCUCACAGCUCUGUGUCACAGACACUCAGCAGGACCAGGUGAGGAGCUGGGUUCUGACGGUAUCCAUGGACCGGCAGGUGGAGCGGGUUCUUCCUCGUGAUGAGAGGAACACCUUUGAAGGUUCCCUGGUGGCUGCAGGCAGCGGCCUUCGCUCACUUCCGUGUGUUCUCACAGGAUAUCCGGUUCUCGGGAAUAACAUCCAGUUUUCCGUGUCUGGGAAGAUGGCCAACAAGGAGGACUGGAACCGGUUUGUGAUGGUGACGAAGACGAGUCACAGUCCCGAGUGCCAGGAUGUCCUGAGCUUCAUCGGGCUGUGGUGUGGCGGCCUGCCGGCCUCUGACCUCUUCUUCCACUGAUGGGCUCCGGCGUCUUCCUCUGAACGUUCUCCUCCGGCAGCAGGGACCAAACGUCUGACUCAGAAAUACAAUAUUUUCAUCUAACUUUCAUGUUCAGGAGGUUGGAGUUUAAAACUAAGAUGUUGGUAAUGUUUGCCUUGUUGUUAUAAAAAAUUUUAUUUAUUAAAUGAAUUCUGAUGAAAAGCUUUUCAUAAAUUGAAGGAGAAAAUGUGUUUGUUUUAUUAUUUGUUGCUUUUCAAUAAAGAGUUCAGUCUGGA
Molecule: messenger RNA, 5600 nt
Organism: Oryzias melastigma (Indian medaka)
Lineage: Eukaryota; Metazoa; Chordata; Actinopteri; Beloniformes; Adrianichthyidae
Gene: ift172
Product: intraflagellar transport 172
Biological process (GO): intraciliary transport
Cellular component (GO): axoneme; ciliary basal body; intraciliary transport particle B
Molecular function (GO): protein binding
Source: RefSeq, a predicted model, not a curated record